AUGGAAAUGAAAAGUACACAUACGACGCAAGGAGUAAAUGUAGAUAAUGCGCAACAUGCAGUUUCGCAAACGGUGCAACGAUUGGUAAUGAAUAGCAUGCAGCAGUCGUGUACAGAUAGCAUACAGCAACAAACAUGUUCGACAUCACAAGACACAAGACAGGUGUGUGCUAGUGCUACUGUUACUGAAUGUCAAGAAGUUUGGUCAAAGUCAACAGAAGCAGAUGUAUCAAAUCAAACAGGUAGCGAAGUGUCAAAUGGUCAAGAUUCCCAAGAACCUCGAACCACAUGGCAAGAUGAUGAACACGAGUAUGAAAUACAGAUGAAUUUGCUCAAUGAGGAAUGGAAAAGGCCUGAAGUGAAGGAAAUUAUGACCAAAUUACUCAAAGGUGAAUUGAAAUUCGCGGAAGCAGCCAGUCGGAUAUCGGUUAUUCUGGGACACGAGGUAACGGUAGCAUCGGUACAGAAUCGUGCUUUACAUUUUUCCGAUUCGCCACAAUCAGGACAGUCAAAUAAUCAAAAAGAGCGUGAAGGCGACAGCGAAAAUAUCUUAGAAAAAAAGCACCCAAUUGUUGUAAAGAAGUUUGGACCGGAAUUUUAUGAAGUAAUACGAAAUUUACGUGGAAAUUUGAACAAUAUAGCGAUCAAGGAGCCACAGAGUAAUUGUGUGCGAAUUUACCGUCGAUCAACGACACGUCAUUACUACAGUUAUUAUCGCUGCUCAACAUGCGACCACAUGUCACGACGUGAAGUUCAAGACUGUCAUCCAUCACCGAUCAUCAAAAUGAUCCAUGACAAUAUCGUUGGUGAACCAUUUCCAUCACAUCAUCCUGAAUGUAAACCGAUAUCUUUUUCACAACUAAGAGCUAUGCAGAUAGAUCGAGAAAUUCGUCAAGAAGUGAUCAACGAAAUGAUGACUCCUUUCGAAGCUUGGUCAAAAGGCGACUUAAGAGCUCUGCUGGAGGAGGCAGGGAGGGUUUCACAACUUACAAAAUAUCAUCCUCAGUGGAAAAAAGUUAAGUGCAAGUCACGAAAUGAAAACGCGAGGCAUCCAUAUGCAAGGCCAUAUGGAGAAACAUUAAUAAGUUAUGAAGAAAAAAUACGCAGAAAGUUGAAUGAGCAGAUGAAACAUCCAGAUUCUCGUCCUGGUUCAAUUAUUUUAGAGCGAUUUGGCGCUCAGACACAAACAGAUAACGAAUGGUCAUUUGCGCCACGGAAGCAAGAUGGUUGUGCUUUUGUGACCGAUGAAUCGCAAUCUCUUAUAUCGGAUCUUAAGGCAGUGCCGGAUGCGGAUGGUUUGCUAUCGGGAGAAAGAAUGCACAUUGAACAAGCAAGAAUUUCAGUGGAGGGUACUUCAGAACUGAAUGCACCUGGAAAAACAAGAAAACUCUCGUUUGCUUCAAGAGAUUCAGGCGAACCAGUUAAUAAUUUUAGUGGCAGGAAUCAAACAGUAUUUGGUGGUCAAACACUAGCUAGUGAAACUGGGGCAGAAUCUGGUAUUACCUCUGUCUCCACAAGAAUAUCGAAAUUGUGCUCAGCCAGUAACUGUGCGAGUCAUGUUGCAAAAUUAGCAGUUGAUGGUAAACGAGAUAUGAUCAAGGAAACUAAUCGAAAAUUGUUUAUGGUUGAUGAUGAGCAUUUAUUGAAGUUAUUUCGAAGAUGUCCAGAUUGUGGUGAGCAACUGAAAACUUUGGCACUUUCAUCUCGAAAAGCAAUACCGAUGGUGACAUACAAAUGUCAGGGUAGUUGCGAAGAAAAAGUAUGGUUCGGUUACGAAUCCAAAUAA
Messenger RNA from Acanthocheilonema viteae, 1785 nucleotides. Lineage: Eukaryota; Metazoa; Nematoda; Chromadorea; Rhabditida; Onchocercidae. The record is from the annotation of a GenBank genome assembly.